Equus caballus (horse) is the source of this 448-nucleotide messenger RNA. NCBI's taxonomy places the organism in Eukaryota, Metazoa, Chordata, Mammalia, Perissodactyla, Equidae. The record is from RefSeq and is a predicted model, not a curated record.
CUCUCCCAUCUGGACCCUGUCCUCCAGGUGACUCACAGCCAUGAGGACCCUCGCCCUCCUCGCUGCCCUUCUUCUCUUGGCCCUCCAUGCCCAGGCUCAGCCCCUGGGAGAGAAAGAUGACCAGGUUCCUGCUCAGGACCAGCCUGGGGCCGACAUCCAGGGGAUGACCAUCUCCAUUGAGGGAGAUGAGCGUUCCACUCGAGAUGCUUCAGGCUCUGGGUCGGUUCUUAUCUGCCACUGCAGCUUCUCCUGCAGAAGUCCUUAUAAGAAAAUUGGGUACUGUCACCUUGGCCGCUUGCAUUUUUGCUGUCGUCGUGGCUGAGCUUUGUGGAUUGAGACCCAAAGCAGCAAAGGAUUCUAUUUCAAGACCUGGAAAAGGGUUCAUUCUUUGUACCUUCUGCUUUUUCUUAAUUCUCUCUCCAAAAUAAACUUCAAGCAUUGAAUGCAG